Messenger RNA from Quercus robur (English oak), 1879 nucleotides. RefSeq names its product chaperone protein dnaJ 49-like. The record is from RefSeq and is a predicted model, not a curated record. Bases 356 to 1462 code for a protein of 368 amino acids. Gene Ontology annotation, biological process: cellular response to misfolded protein. Gene Ontology annotation, cellular component: endoplasmic reticulum membrane. Gene Ontology annotation, molecular function: Hsp70 protein binding. The transcript is spliced from 2 exons. NCBI's taxonomy places the organism in Eukaryota, Viridiplantae, Streptophyta, Magnoliopsida, Fagales, Fagaceae.
CCCAAACACGCCUCUAAAAAGGAAGGGACGACCCCCUUUCCCCACUGAUAUUUUUCCACAAUCCCCGACCAAGCAUGAAACAACAACAACAACAACAACAAAUACUAGAGAUUUCUCCAAUUUUUAAUCUCUCUCUGUCUUUCUCCAAAUGAAACCCUAUUUGGUCAAUUUUUCCUUUACUCUAACUCACUGAUAAAACAUCCCCACCUCGCUUCCAUCUGUAACCUCAAUUUCUCUCUUCCAUUAUUUUCAAUCCACUCCAAUUUCUAAUCCUUCGAUUUCACUUUUUUUUUCGCAAAUUCAAAAUCCCCAAAAAAAAAAUUUCUAGGGUUUUCGGUUUUUUCUUAAUUGGAAAAUGGAAGGGAACAAAGACGACGCUUUGAAAUGCUUGAGAAUCGGUAAACAAGCUAUGGAAGCUGGAGAUCGAAGCCGAGCCUUGAAAUUCAUCUCCAAAGCUCGUCGUCUCGAUCCCACUCUUCCGGUCGAUGAUCUCUUAUCGGAGAUUGAGAAAGAAUCCAAUGGUCCCGGCGAUCCACAACCUCAUGGCUCUUCGGGGCCGACCAAUAACGGCACAUCGGAGCCAUCGAAACCGUCCGAUCAGCCAUCGGUCCGCCACCGAGGUCCGUCUUCAUCGUCGGCCUCAUCGGCAUCCGCAUCGGCCUCGUACACGGAGGAGCAAAUCGCGAUCGUGAGGCAGAUUAAGAAGAAGAAAGACUACUACGAGAUUUUGGGGAUGGAGAGGAGUUGCACGGUCGAGGAUGUGCGAAAAGCGUAUCGGAAACUGUCUUUGAAGGUUCAUCCCGAUAAGAACAAGGCCCCGGGCGCCGAGGAAGCCUUCAAGGCUGUUUCCAAAGCGUUUCAGUGUCUCAGCAACGAGGAGAGCAAGCGGAAAUACGACGUUUCGGGGUCUGAUGAGCCCGUUUACGAGCGUCGUCCUGCGCGGCGUGCUCACAGCUAUAAUGGUGGAUACUACGAAGCUGAUUUUGACGCGGAGGAGAUAUUUAGGAACUUCUUCUUCGGUGGUGGAAUGGCUCCAACUGCGGCUACGCAGUUUAACGGGUUUAGUUUUGGGCAAGGAAUGGGGCAUAGGGGUGGUGGUGAUAAUGGGUCCGGUGGGUUCAAUCUUCGGAUGCUAAUUCAAUUGCUGCCAGUUCUGCUCAUUCUGCUUCUGAGUUUUUUGCCGUCUUCUGAUCCCAUUUAUGCUCUUUCGAGGUCUUAUCCUUAUGAGUAUCGGUUUACCACCCAAAAGGGUGUUAAUUAUUAUGUGAAGACUACCAAGUUUGAGCAGGAGUACCCGCCGGAUAGCGCGCAACGGGUGUCACUGGAAGGGAAAGUUGAGAGGGAGUAUUUUACUAUACUUGCACAGAAUUGUCGGCUCGAGAUGCAGCGGCGCCAGUGGGGAUUUAUUCGUGAGACGCCUCAUUGUGACAUGCUACAAAAGUUUGAAUCUGUGGGGGCUUGACGAUUUGGAUCAAGAUUGCUUGUUCAGUGCCACUGGCCCACCGUCUUAGCAUUACCUAUUCUGAAGAAUGCACGGAGACUGGGGAAUCUGCACAAGAGUAAAGGGUUAUAGCACCUUUAGCUUUAUAUCUAGUAGACUAGUACUACACUGCGCCAUGAUGUUGUAAAAUUAUUGCCUUUAACUAUGUGAAUGCUUGCUGCAGUUUGGAUGCAUCGGGCAAGUUAAAUCAUUUUUCAGGCUAUAUGCUAUGUUGAAUAUAGUAUUCUUUGUAUGUGUUUGUUAAAUGAGCGGCUUUUUCUCCCAACCCGCAACAUCUAUUCAUGCUCAGUGCAUAGUUAAGAGGUGGAUUAGAUAUGUACGGUUAUUAAGCUUGCAAAAUACUGGGGUUUUCUUUAAAUUAUAUCCUGUUUUGGCAUC